CACUCGCAACCUCCAUUGAAACAAUUCAGCGGACAAGGGAACGAGCCCCGUCCAUCACACUGUCAAAGAUGGGUGUCUACGAAGAACAAGAAUUCACCUACGACAGUGAGCAGAAGAAGAUCUUCUACUUGGCAGCAGGUCCCAAGGAUGGCCCAUUGAUCGUGUUUGUGCAUGGCUGGCCUGCCAUUGCGAAGACUUGGAAGUCCCAGAUAGAUACCUUCUCGGCCUUGGGCUUCAGAGUAGUUGCUCCAGACAUGCCCGGCUACGGUCGUUCGAGUGCACGGAAAAUCAAGGAAGACUACUCUCUGGAGCAGCUCAAUAUCGGCAUGGCAGCUCUGCUUGAUCACCUGGGCAGGGAUGCCGCUAUUUGGGUGGGCCACGAUUGGGGUUGCGGUGCCGUAUGGAGUUUCGCCGAGCAUUACCCGGAGAGGGUGAUAGCAGCAGCAGGUCUCGCAGUGCCCGCUGUAACGAUCGAAAAAGGCCUCGAUGAACUCAUCAAGCACGUGAACCGAGACAUCUACCCCGUCGACAAAUUCCCCUACGGCCAAUGGUCCUACCAGAAAUUCUACGAAGAGAAUUUCGACAAAGCCACCCACUUCUUCGACGCCGAUCCCGCCGCCAUCAUUCGCGUGCUCUACGCCAAAGGCAAACCCGAAAACCUCACCAAACCCGCCAUCACCGCAUCCGUCACAGCCGACGGAGGCUGGUUCGGAGGUGCAGACCAGCCCGACCCGAGAUUCAAACACAUCCCCAUCGAAGCCCUCUGCAUCGACGAAGAAACCUACACGGACCUUGUCGAAGCCAUGCAACGCACCACCUUUUACGGCGCAGAUGCCUGGUAUGCCAACCACUCGCGCAACCUGGAAUACUACACGCAAGAUGCCAAACACCAGGGUUACUUACACAUGCCGACAUUAUUCAUCGGAGCGCGCUACGACACGGUGUGCGAAGUAUACCAUUCCUCGCUCGCGGAGGCCCAGAGGAAAUUUUGCACGAAUUUGACUGAGGCGCAUAUUGAAUGCGGACAUUGGUUGCCGCAGGAAAAACCCCAGGAGGUGAAUGCGGUGAUUGCCAGGUGGAUUCUGCAAGAGGUGGAGACGCAGUGGCCUGGGUUUUGGACGAGGGGGUGGACGAAUGUGAAGUCGAAAGUAGUCUAAAGAAGGUACCUUACCUACUACCUUACCUACCUUAGGUAGAUGGACACACUGUCUGAUAAAUGUGGAAUUGGCGGCAAGAAAGACAGGAAACAAGGAAAAAAAAGAAAAGGCGUGAUGAUCUC
Sphaerulina musiva SO2202 is the source of this 1279-nucleotide messenger RNA. RefSeq names its product epoxide hydrolase. Gene Ontology annotation, molecular function: hydrolase activity. The record is from RefSeq and is a predicted model, not a curated record. The transcript is spliced from 4 exons. Lineage: Eukaryota; Fungi; Ascomycota; Dothideomycetes; Mycosphaerellales; Mycosphaerellaceae. Bases 69 to 1157 code for a protein of 362 amino acids.